Messenger RNA from Cimex lectularius (bed bug), 1620 nucleotides. RefSeq names its product tetraspanin-9-like. Gene Ontology annotation, cellular component: membrane. The transcript is spliced from 8 exons. NCBI's taxonomy places the organism in Eukaryota, Metazoa, Arthropoda, Insecta, Hemiptera, Cimicidae. The record is from RefSeq and is a predicted model, not a curated record. Bases 374 to 1372 code for a protein of 332 amino acids.
UCAUUUUUCAGCUGAUAUACAAUUUAAUGAAAUAUGUACAGAUUACCUAGAAAAAAAUUCCUACCCUAAGGAAGGAAACCCUUUAAAGCAAGGAGUCUCAGUUGUAUAAACGGAACUAAUACCUCUGAUUCUUAUAUCUGCGUACGUUCAAAAUUUGUUUGUUAGUUUUCAAUUCACGCUCUAACAUCAGAGUGAAGAAUCUUAUCAUAGCGGUGAAGUAGAGAAUAACAGGAAUGAAUGCCAAACAUUGUGAAAAUCUCGCCUGCUUUACGCUCAUUAUAAAUAAAUUGUCAAAACUGAAUUCGUGUCCCGCCAUUAGAGGUAUUAUCCGCCCCAAUAUUACAAAGAAUUGGAUCUUCAGAAGAGAAAGCAGAUGUCCCAAGUUUCUCCUUUUCAUCAACACUACAAAAAGAAAGACGAACACGACAGCUUACGACCGGAAAGAUAUGAAGGCGGUGACGAUGACGACGACGAUGAUACGAAUCCUCAAGGAAGAUGGCAGAUGUCCAAAGUUUCCCCUUUUUAUAUGCUGUAUAUAGAUGAAAAUGUGAACCGCAGAAGACUGAGAGGUGGGAAGGAUGAUGACGAUGACGACGACGACGACGAUGAUGAUGAAUUUUACACGAUGGGGCACGAUGGGGAGCUGGACAUUUGUGGAAAAUUUAUCAAGUGCUGCAUGUUCGUAGCAAAUGUCAUCAUGUUCAUUGGCGGUGUAGUCAUUGUGAUUCUCGGGGUGUGGACAAUCCAGGAAAAAGGUUUCAUAAACGCCCUGGUGGGCACCAACCUCUUCCUUGGUUCUGUUUACAUUUUAAUAUUCUGUGGAGUUGCCUUGUGUGGUGUAUCGUUCUCCGGCUGCCUGGCUUCUGUAAGAGAGAUGAAAUGUCUGCUCCUAACGUACGCUCUGGCAGUGUUUAUCCUGUUGGUGAUGAUACUCAUAGGUGGAAUCCUCGCAUACACUUUCAGGGAUAAAGUUCACUCUUCAAUGGAACAGGAAAUGUAUUCUUCUAUUAAAACAUAUGGUGAAGAAAAGGCUUUGAGCAGAGCUUGGGAUGACAUUCAAGAAGUGCUCGAAUGUUGCGGCGUAAUGUCCUACACAGAUUGGAAAGGUCACAUUCCGGAAAGCUGCUGUAGACUCUCUUCUGGAAAAAGGGUGAACUGCAAAGUAUUUCAAACAUCUCUUAAUAUCUGGAAAAACGGUUGUUUAAAUGUUACUGAAGAAUUUAUAAGGGCACAUGCUGCGAUUGUUGCAGGAGCUGCUGUCUCUGUAUCGUCUCUCAUGAUGAUUGGUUUCAUAUUCAGCUUAAUUGCUCAUAGGAUAGUAGUAGAAAAAGAACAAAUACAAGAAGAUGAAGAUGAAGAGGAGGACAAUUAAAACAAGUAACUUGUGCAAGCAGAAUUUUUAAGCUCUGAAUAAAUUCAAGCAAACUUUUUAAAUGAGAUCCUAAAAACUCUCCUUGGUUUUAUCUUCGGCCUGGUGAUGUUCAAGAUGAUCGAAUGAGUGAUGACUCAGAUAAGUGAAGCGAACGAUCAACCUUCGUCCCACAUGUACAUAUAUUUUACAUAAGGCCUUCUUCGACUUUUUCUUGAAUAAUUAUUGUACAUACGACACUUAGUUUCAAA